AUGCGUCUAUUCAAAAAUGCGGCCCACGGUUCGUGGAGAGGGGUAUUAACUGUUGCCCUCUUGGGAACUUCAACGGUGAAAGCAAUGAAUUUGGAUCUUGAGGACGGAGGCUCAAUCAAGCAUGUGGCCAAGCAGGUCGCAACCAAUAUGAUGAGUUACUAUACCGGGAUGAACCCAGGCGAUAAUCCUGGAAAUCUACCCGAUCCCUAUUACUGGUGGGAAGCGGGCGCAAUGUUCAACUCUCUUAUCGAUUACUGGUUUUAUACAGGCGAUGACACCUGGAAUGAUAUCACAAUCCAAGCCAUGCUUUGGCAGGCAGGGGAAAACAAAGCGUUUAUGCCAAACAAUCAAAGCAAAACCGAAGGCAAUGACGAUCAGGUCUUCUGGGCCUUCGCUGCCAUGUCUGCCGCAGAACGAAAUUUCCCAAACCCACCCGAUGAUCAACCCCAAUGGCUUGAGAUGGCGCAGGCAGUUUUCAACACGCAGGCACCAAGGUGGGAUACCUCUUCCUGUGGUGGAGGCUUGCGCUGGCAGAUAUUCACUUGGAACAAUGGCUACAAUUAUAAGAACACCAUCUCCACCGGUGGCUUCUUCCAUCUCGCUGCUCGGCUAGCAAAAUACACCAACAAUCAAACAUACGCAGAUUGGGCUGAGAAAGCAUGGGACUGGACUGCCGAUGUCGGCUUCAUGACCCCCGAGUAUCGCUUCUUGGACGGGGCUAGCGAUCUGACUGAGUGCAAGCCAGUCAAUAGAAUUGAAUGGACCUAUAACGCUGGAGUCUAUCUGCUAGGUGCUGCCAAUAUGUAUAAUUUGACGGAAGAUCCAAAGUGGAAAGAUCGUACCCAGAAAAUUGUCGAUUCCACCAGUGUUUUCUUCUCACAUGAUCCACCAAAUGUGAUGUUCGAGCGUGCUUGUGAAUCAGUCAAUACCUGCAUGGUUGACCAACGAUCAUUCAAAGGUUAUUUGGCCCGUUGGAUGGCCCAGACCACCCAAAUGGCACCUUUCACAUAUGAUAAAAUCAUGGAGCGGUUAAAGGCUUCUGGGGCAGCUGCAGCCAAAACUUGCACAGGCGGCGAGAAGAAAAACGUCUGCGGUCUCAGAUGGAUAGACCAGAAGUGGGACAAAACAAAGGAUUUUGGCCAGCAAAUGGCUGCUCUCGAAGUAAUCCAAGCAAACCUCAUCACCCGUGUGGAAGCCCCGGUCACCAAAGAUGACGGUGGCACGAGUAAGGGGAAUCCAAACGCGGGCUCCAAGCCUCCGAAGACUGUUCCACCUGGCCUUGACUAUCCUAUCACCACGGGCGACAAAGCCGGCGCGGGCAUCUUGACAGUGCUAGUUUUGAUAGGCAUCGGCGGCUCCUGUGGGUGGCUAAUUUGGGAUUGA
This is a messenger RNA of Penicillium brevicompactum, 1383 nucleotides long. Its product is annotated as glycoside hydrolase family 76 protein. The record is from RefSeq and is a predicted model, not a curated record. Lineage: Eukaryota; Fungi; Ascomycota; Eurotiomycetes; Eurotiales; Aspergillaceae. Bases 1 to 1383 code for a protein of 460 amino acids. The transcript has 3 exons. Gene Ontology annotation, molecular function: mannan endo-1,6-alpha-mannosidase activity. Gene Ontology annotation, biological process: fungal-type cell wall biogenesis; carbohydrate catabolic process.